AUGUUGCAUUCAGCUUCUUUCUUUCUUUCUUUCUUUCUUUCUUUCUUUCUUUCAUCAUUCUCGCUAAAAUUGACUAAAUUUUAUCAUAUUUUCUACCUUCCCUUUCUUUCUUUCUUUCUUUCUUUCUUUCUUUCCAUUUUCUCUUCUUACUUUCUAUUUUCCAUUCCCUUCUUUCUUCCUUUCUAUAUUUCCCUUCAUUAUUUCUUUCUAUCUUCCCUUCUUUCUUUCUAUUUUCUUUCUUCUUUGUCUAUUUUCCCUUUCAAUCUUUCUAUCUCCCUUUCUUUCUUUCUUUCUCUUCCCUUCUUUCUUUUGAUCUUCCCUUCUUUCUUCCUUCUUUCUAUCUUCUAUUCUUUCUGUCUAUUUUCCCUUUCCAUUCCUUUUUCGUUACUAUCUUCCCAAAUUUCUUUCUUUUUAUCUUCCCGUUUUUCGUUCUAUCUUCUUUCUUUCUGUCUAUUUUUCUUUUCCAUCUUUCUUUCUUUCUUUUUAUCUUCCCUUCUUUAUUUAUUUCUUCUCUUCUUUCUUUUGAUCUUCGCUUCUUUCUUUCUUUCUUUUUUCUUCCCUUCUUUAUUCUUAUCUUCGCUUCUUUUUUCUCUCCUUCUUUCUUUCUGUCUUCUUUCUUUCUGUCUAUUUUCCUUUUCCAUCUUUCUUUCUUUCUUUCUUUUUCUUUCUUUCUUUAUUUAUUUAUUUAUUUUUAUUUAUUUAUUUCUUCCCUCCUUUCUUUUGAUUUCCGCUUCUUUCUUUCUUUCUUUCUUUCUUUCUUUCUUUCUUUCUUUUUUCUUCCCUUCUUUUUUAUCUUCGCUUCCCUUCUUUUUCCUUUCUUUCUAA
Acanthosepion pharaonis is the source of this 825-nucleotide messenger RNA. The record is from the annotation of a GenBank genome assembly. Lineage: Eukaryota; Metazoa; Mollusca; Cephalopoda; Sepiida; Sepiidae.